AUCCGUUCGAGUGCGCUGAUGUAUUGUCGAAGUUUUUCGAUACUCAACUGUUUUGUUAUUUUUUACUAUAUUUUUUUCAAUGCUAUUACUUGAUAGCUCCAAUGUCACCUGAAUCAAGGAUUGUCAAGUGCGUAUUCGAAAGCUUGCUGUUAUAGUUGGCGUUAAAUAAGAAAUAUCAUAAAACUAUGUGCGAUACUUUCCGUAGUAGGUUAUGAGAAAUAUGUGAACGUGCUGCAGUGCCAUGAGAAUAUUAGCUAUCAGUAUUGCUGCACCGACUGCUUGACACUUCGUGUUUCCUUUCGUUUCAUGUGAUUCGGUGUAUGUAUUCAAAGACUGUGACUAAAGGAGCCAGGAGUUUAAAAGAAGUGAAGAUGUCAUUUUCAGUUGUUUGUUUAUUUGUUUUGUGUGAAAUAUGUGAAAGUGCGGCGAUGCAAUGAAAAUAUUAGCGGACAAGAUGAUGUUUACUGGUGGUGCUCACAGUAAGAAAAGAAGUACCAGUACAACAGCUCACCAGAAACGUUAUGGGUUUACUCAGGAUAAAUAUGAAAAAGGACGAAUGAGCUACCAGGAGGUGAACUUACGUCCUGCAACACGACCCAUCCUAGUCCACAAACAGUAUCGAAAUGACGAAGUGAUACCACCGGCUCUUCCCACACUGAGUUCUCUUGAUGACGAAUCUGUCGGACGAACGCGGGGUCGAGCGAUAACCAGGCGAAGAGGAGCCAUCAAGCACCACAAGGUACACGAAGUCAAGGGUCACCGCUUCGUUGCCAAGUUCUUCCGGCAACCUACAUUUUGUGCAUUCUGCAAAGACUUCCUGUGGGGAUUUGGAAAACAGGGUUACCAAUGUCAGUCCUGCCAGACUGCGGUGCAUAAGAAAUGUCACGACAAGUUCCUUGGAAAAUGUCCUGGAUCGGGGAGAGAGUCAGAAUGUACAAUAUACUUGCGAGAGAGAUUCAAGAUAGACGUGCCUCAUCGCUUCAAGGUGCACAAUUUCAUGUCGCCCACUUUCUGCGACCACUGUGGUUCCCUUCUUUACGGUCUCUUCCGUCAGGGGCUGAAAUGCGAAGACUGCGAUGUGAAUUGUCACAAGAAAUGCGAGAAACUCAUGCCCCAUCUAUGUGGCGUCAACCAGAAACUCAUUGUCGAAGCUUUGUCAUCGCUAAGAAAAGGGCCCUCAUGCAGCAGCAGUAGCAGUACGGACUCUGCAGCAUCUAGCCCAGCCUUGAGCAAUAAUCCGGCGCUGGGGCUCGACCCAUACGACGACAGCCCACCGAGCACACUGACAUGGAGCGGCCGUGUCACUCCACCUGCAACCACAAUACCGCGCUUCAGGAAGUACACUGUGGAAGACUUCCAGUUCCUCAAAGUGCUCGGUAAAGGCAGCUUCGGAAAGGUUCUGCUGGCAGAAUUGAAAGGCACCGAGUGCUAUUAUGCCAUAAAAUGCCUCAAGAAAGAUGUGGUCUUGGAAGAUGAUGAUGUAGAGUGCACACUGAUAGAAAGAAAAGUCCUGGCACUGGGAACAAAACAUCCAUAUCUCUGUCAUCUGUUCUGCACAUUUCAGACAGAGUCCCAUUUAUUCUUUGUGAUGGAAUACCUCAAUGGUGGUGAUCUGAUGUUCCACAUACAACAAAGUGGGCGGUUCCCAGAACCAAGAGCCAGGUUCUAUGCUGCGGAGAUAGUGUCUGGGCUGAAAUUUCUUCAUAAGAAGGGUGUGGUUUACAGAGAUCUGAAACUCGACAACAUAUUGCUUGAUUUUGAUGGCCAUGUUCGUAUAGCAGAUUUUGGGAUGUGUAAACUUCAGAUCUACCUAGACAGGACAGCAGAUACCUUCUGCGGAACACCUGAUUACAUGGCCCCAGAGAUUAUAAAAGGCCUGAAGUACAAUCAGUGUGUGGACUGGUGGUCCUUUGGCAUUCUGCUCUAUGAAAUGUUGAUUGGUCAGUCUCCGUUCAGUGGCUGCGAUGAAGAUGAUCUCUUCUGGUCUAUUUGUAAUGAACAGCCACACUUCCCCAGGUUCCUGUCACGAGAAGCCAAUAGCAUACUCUCUCUGUUGCUGGAAAAAGAUUCAUCAAAACGACUGGGAACGAGUGAGUGUACGGCAGGAGAUGUGGUGGACCAGCCAUUUUUCCGGAAUAUGAACUGGAAUGCCCUGGAACGUCGUGAACUUGAGCCGCCGUUCAAACCCAGAGUGCAACAUCCAUUGGACGUUCAGUAUUUUGACAAGGCAUUCACAGCAGAACGAGCCAAACUGACACCGGUAGAAAAAGACAUUUUACAAUCAAUGGAUCAAACACAAUUCCAAGGUUUCAGCUAUACUAAUCCAAAUGCAACAGAUUGAAGUGAAAUUUAUAAUUUAAAGUGACGUGUCAUUGUUUUCUUUUUGAGCAUCACUGUUGCAGCAGGAGACGCUAAGUGACGCUGCUGCUGCUGUUAAGAUGUCUUCACAGAAACUUGUGCAUAUCUUGAAGGUACAUUGUCCUACAAGUUAUAUUUUGCUGCUCCUACGCAGCAAGAGCAUUAAAAAUAUGUUUUCUUAGUAAGAGACUUACGAAAUACUGUAAUAUAUUUCAUAUAGUUUAAAGAAGAUAAAGAAAUUUCAACUACUUCGAUACUUCAGUGGCUGUAUACAUAGAAGGCAUUUUAGAUCAGAAGCGCUGUUCCAGUUUUUAAUGUCACUUGGUACUUAGAUAUUCGGAGAGAUAGAAAGAUACCGCAGGCAACGGUUGCAUCUGGUUUGUAGGAACUUUGCCUGUAAGGUUAAUAGGGGUGGUAGUAAUUAUACCUGUGAUAUAGAGAAGAAACAGUAAUUAAUCUACUUCAUGGCAUAAUUUUCUCUUUUAUAUAGAGGACCUAGGAAAUUGACCAGUCAGGAGAUUAGAUUUUAAAUUAUUGUUCCCAGACUACAGUGUGGAUUUAACACCUCAUGUACCGGUAUUGUAAACGUAAAUGUUUCUCUUUGAUUAAAAAUUGUUGCUAUUCUGA
This is a messenger RNA of Zootermopsis nevadensis, 2985 nucleotides long. The record is from RefSeq and is a predicted model, not a curated record. Lineage: Eukaryota; Metazoa; Arthropoda; Insecta; Blattodea; Termopsidae.